Messenger RNA from Microplitis demolitor, 711 nucleotides. RefSeq lists its product as uncharacterized. The transcript is spliced from 2 exons. NCBI's taxonomy places the organism in Eukaryota, Metazoa, Arthropoda, Insecta, Hymenoptera, Braconidae. Gene Ontology annotation, cellular component: plasma membrane. The coding region runs from base 1 to 711 and encodes 236 amino acids. Gene Ontology annotation, molecular function: odorant binding; olfactory receptor activity. Gene Ontology annotation, biological process: detection of chemical stimulus involved in sensory perception of smell; sensory perception of smell. The record is from RefSeq and is a predicted model, not a curated record.
AUGAGAGUUAAACCAGUGAUACUAUUACGUGUAAUAAAAGUACUUGGCGAAGUAUCAGGAAUUUGGCCAAUUUUUGACUCACAAGUGUCGAUAAGAGUUAUAAAGGAAUUAGUAUGGUUUGUGUCGAUAGUUAAUAUCACAUUGAUAAUAAUUCCUACGAUAUUACGUAUACAUAAAGAUAUAAACGAAAAUCAACCAUUAAAUGCACUUCAUUCUCUAAGUGCACUGCCGGUGUAUUCAGAAACAUUUGUCAAUCUUAUAAUAUGGAAGUAUAACAAGAGUCAAAUUCAGGGAUUAUUAGUGGAAAUGUUUGAUCACAUAAAAUCAGUAAACGGCAGAGAUAAAAAUAUUUUAAGUAAAUCAAUAAACCAUCACCUGCCUUUGUAUAUAUUUGUGGUAGUAUUUUGUACAAUAGCGUGUGUUUCUCAUCUAAGCGUUCCGAUUUUUACGCCUAAAAAAUUAUUACCUUCCAUAGCUUAUUAUCCAUUUUCUAUUGAACAAUAUACAACCACAUAUUACUUAGUUUACACUCAGCAAGCGAUAGCUAAUUUACAAUGUGGAUUACAUCACACUGUUCCUCCAAUUAUAAUCGCAAUACUAUUGUCUUAUGUAACAGUAAAACUAAAAGUACUAUCAUUAGCAUUAAAAAAUGUUGACAAUGUUGAUCAGUUCAAUAAUUGGAUACGACAACAUCGAGAUUGUAUACGGUAG